Andrographis paniculata is the source of this 828-nucleotide messenger RNA. Its product is annotated as tetraspanin-8-like. The record is from RefSeq and is a predicted model, not a curated record. Gene Ontology annotation, cellular component: plasma membrane; plasmodesma. The transcript has 2 exons. Bases 1 to 828 code for a protein of 275 amino acids. NCBI's taxonomy places the organism in Eukaryota, Viridiplantae, Streptophyta, Magnoliopsida, Lamiales, Acanthaceae. Gene Ontology annotation, biological process: auxin-activated signaling pathway.
AUGGCGCACGUUAGCAACUGCCUGCUCGCAAUCUUCAACCUCCUCUCGCUCCUCCUCUCGAUUCCGAUGGUCGUCGCGGCGGCGUGGGCGUGGCGCGUCUCCGCCACGCACUGCGGCCGGUUCCUGCAGGCGCCGUUGGUGACGCUGUCGGUGGCGGUCCUGGUGAUCUCGGCGGCGGGGCUGCUGGGCGCCGCCCUACGGCUGACGUGGCUGACGUGGGCGUACAUGGCGGCGAUGUCGGCGGCGAUCGCCGGAAUUAUGGCGGCGACGGCGCUGGCCUUGGCGGUGGUGCGGGAGGGGAGGUCCGGCGUGGAGGCGAUCCCAGGGAAAGCGUACGUGGAGUUCAGGGCGGAAGGGUACUCAGAAUGGCUGAGAAAUAGGGUUUUCGGACAUUGGGAUACGAUGAAGAGGUGCUUGAUUCAGGAAAACAUCUGCCGAUCCAUGGCGGACGACCAUGCCGCCAUGUCCGCCCGAGAGUUCUACUCCAAACCCCUAAAUCCUCUGCAGUCCGGCUGCUGCAAGCCCCCAAAUGAGUGCAAAUUCGAAUACGUGAGCCCGACAAAAUGGAGGGCGACGGACAAGUCUAGCACGGCCAAAAAUAAUACUAUUAAUCCUGAUUGCGGAGCAUGGAGCAACGAUGACAACAUUUUGUGCUACAACUGUGAAUCGUGCAAAGGGGCGAUGCUCUUCCAGCUCAACCUAAGCUUGAUGAAGUUUGGCGCUGUCGGCAUCAUCAUCCUCAGCUACCUCAUCAUCGUCUUCGCCGUCGGAUGCUGUGCCCUCCGGAAUAAUAGGAAGCAGGAUGAAAUGAAAAAUGGACAAAGAUGA